Messenger RNA from Aspergillus glaucus CBS 516.65, 800 nucleotides. RefSeq lists its product as uncharacterized. Bases 498 to 689 code for a protein of 63 amino acids. The record is from RefSeq and is a predicted model, not a curated record. NCBI's taxonomy places the organism in Eukaryota, Fungi, Ascomycota, Eurotiomycetes, Eurotiales, Aspergillaceae. The transcript has a single exon.
GAGUCAGGAUGCGCGCUACGAACCGCGCGGGUCCCGUCGAACGUCCACCCGCCCGCCCGCUUAGUCGAGGAUAACUCCAUACACAGAAAGAAGCAGAGAGAAACGGUCUGAAUCAGGCUCAAUGGCAUGAUGAAGCGCGGUAGAUACGCUGACUGCAUCAUGACCACGGAGUACGGGGGGUACGGAGCCUAUAUGAGUUGUAUCCGGAGUACAUCCCGCGACCGAGUGGCUGGGCGCUCCACAUUGGUGCAUCUACAGAUACCGCAUUGUUCCGGCCGGAUGUAAAGCUGCAGGGAAGGAGCAGGAGUCGAACUGCUUGGGUUUUGACACGUAUCGAAGCUGUGCCGCCCCCCUCCCUGGAAGCAUUCGCUGCAUUGAUUAGCGGAAUAAAGAGCCCCCGCCUCAUCUCAGUCUGGAUUGGAACCGAGAUAGUACAAUAUUCCCAUUGACGGUGUCUCGGAUAACGAGCGGAUGGGAAAAGUCAAUUCACCUGGAUUAUGGAGUACAGAGCUGCUUUAAUUAGCACCGUGUAUGCAUGGAGUGCAGGAUGUUCUAUUGACUGCUUAAUAUCCACCGAGGCUUCGGCCACGAGUAUCGUAUCAGGAAAGAAGCCGUGCAGAUGGCUUGAUUAUUCCUUGCAUCAUUUCUCGCUGCCCAUUUCAAUGGCCGGUGGUUCGGAACGUCAGUGAUUAAUGCCUUAGUGGCGCCGCUCGUUAUUACCGAAGGCCCUCUCGUUUCUUUUGCUAUCAAUUGGGGGUCAUUAUUAUUUAGUACCCGUUUGGCACGGAGCACUCCCCCCC